Anopheles cruzii is the source of this 2420-nucleotide messenger RNA. RefSeq lists its product as uncharacterized. Gene Ontology annotation, molecular function: protein binding. The transcript is spliced from 3 exons. The record is from RefSeq and is a predicted model, not a curated record. Bases 20 to 2323 code for a protein of 767 amino acids. Lineage: Eukaryota; Metazoa; Arthropoda; Insecta; Diptera; Culicidae.
GGCCAGAACCGCUGCUUGGAUGGUCUUAAUCCUGCUUUUGGCUGCCGCCACACUUCCGUGUCAUAGCUCGGUGGCUUUGCCGGAAGGAACGUUCCCGAUCGCGAAGCGAAUGAACAUUGAAACAUGUUUGGUGCGGUUUGACGAGCACCUUAACACUAUUAUCCGCACAGAGGAAUCACGCUCAAUGGGGGCUCGGUUUGUUGACGAUGCCGAUCUAAAUUCUCGCGAGCAAUGUUUGCGGCUGUGCUGCGAAACUGAAAAUUGUGAUGUGUUCGUGUUUGAAGAAAAGAGCCCCGGAACGUGUUUCCUCUUCCAAUGUGGUCCCCCGGAGAACUUCCGCUGUAAGUUUACACGCCAUUCCAACUAUACCAGCGCUGUCCUAUCAAUCCCCACGCCCCCAAUUGAGCAACGUCCUCCACCGCUGGCCGCCCAAAUACAAUCAUUAGCGCAACCCGACCCCAGCAAGCUUCUAUCUCAGCACGAAAUGGAACUGGUCAGUUUGAAGCAGGGCGCAAUAGGAACUAACAGUAAACGCAGGCUAAAUUCCGGUCAAACCACCACCACACCGACACCGCUACCACCGCUGGGAGUGCGUCUUGGAGACCUCGUUCCGACUGCCACCCCGACAGCACCGCAACAGAGAAAGACGCAGUGUGGUCACUUUGAAUUCUCCUGCCACUCGGGAGAAUGUAUAGCGGUGUACAACGUUUGCGAUGGCAUUCCGCAGUGCGAAGACGGGAGCGACGAAGGAGCGGACUGUCCGCAGAAAAAUUCGGCGUCCAUCGUUUCAUCCGUAUCCUCUGCAUCUUCCGGCGGUGGCUACCUCAGUCAGCCUAGUAUGCAAAUAGGGGGUGCAACCCCCAUUCGAGCGGUCGGUGGCUCAAAGCCGCUACUUUCGAUUGAUUCAGACCGAUCGCGAAUGUACCAGCAGAUGGAUUUUCCACCGCCGCAACCGAACCGUUUCGUGAUCGAGUCCGAUCAGCAGCAAGCGCUACCGAAGGCGUCAGUGCACCGCAACCGCGAAGAUCCUAUGACUGCCCCGAAACCGUGGCCCCGUCCUGGCUUUAACGAGUUCUUGUAUGCAGGUACGUACGAAAGGCGUGUGUCCACUGUAGACAGGCGGGACUGUUUUCUGUUUUCUUCUUUAGAUACUCCCAACAGUCACAUCUUCAGCCACAAAGGAGGGCUUCAUCUGUCCGCGAUGCCAUCCGCCCAACAGUACCAAGAGACGGCCCCAGAAUCCAGCUAUCUUCCUGCGUCACCGAUCGACCUAGGUGGUGCCGGUUCGGUCAAUGGAAACCAAUUGUAUCUGCCAGUGCGAGGCGACUCAUAUCCAGAUCUGGCACAGAAACAAGCAUUGCAGCAGCAAUCAGUUUCGUCGCAGGCUCAGUGGAUGGGCGCCAACGGCUUACGGCCUGAUUGGGCCCAACAAGCGCAACCAGUGUCGCCACAACUGCCGCAAGAGCAGUACAUCCAACCUCCGCUACAGCAGCGUCCCGCUCCCGUUCCUGUACAGCACCAAGAGGCGCCCACUUUAAAUCAACCACCACCGCAACACCAACCGCCACCUAAAGGAGAGUGGGCGAUGGCCUCGCAGCAAGGUGUAACCCCACCAGUUCCGACAUUUCCUAGCGCUGUUUCCGGUGUGAAUUCAGCAACAGAUCGGCAUCUGACGUCGAGCAAUGUUGAUGGGCCGGAAAAGCUAAACCAACCGAUGGGUGGCGACAGCUCAAAGCAGCAAAAAUCAUUCGCCGGGAAAGCGACUGUCGGUGCUAACAGUGACGCUGGUGUGGAGUACGACGAGGAUGGUUUCGAGGAAACGUAUCCUGAAACAACGAACGGUGCUGGGCUGGAGGCAGACGAAACACCGACACAAACAGACCCACCGAAGAAGAAGGUCCACAAGCACCACAAACACGAUCACCAGCAAACGGGAUCUCAAAGUUCCGAUGGCACCAACGAGGCAUCGGGGCCACACGGAACGGGAGGAGGGAAAAAGAAGAAAAAACUUAAAACUAUUAAAAAGGAUAAAGUUUUGGCCGUAGAAUCGGAAUCCGCGGGAGCGGCCUCUCCGGUCGUACACGAACAUUUCAAAGCAUUACACCAAGAUUUGGAAAUAGAAUUUGCCGACCACGACGGGUACGCAGAUCGGCCAGGAGGGGCUAUGCUAUCGCUAACCCUCGGUGUGCUGCUGACUGCGGCCAUGGGCAUUUUGCUGAGCUGCCGGAUGCGCGUAAACGUGGCCCGCCGCAGAGCACGCCGGCCCGGUAAAUCUUCUUACGCGCACGAUGCUGAUUUUCUUGUCAACGGAAUGUAUCUAUAAUUUAGCUCAUGAACGAGGGGUUGCCCGUGAUAUUUAUUGUUUUUCAUUAACCAAAUUAGUUCCACAUCAUAUCUGAUUAACAACAUUUCAUCCGUUA